This is a messenger RNA of Medicago truncatula (barrel medic), 1584 nucleotides long. RefSeq lists its product as uncharacterized. Bases 1 to 1584 code for a protein of 527 amino acids. NCBI's taxonomy places the organism in Eukaryota, Viridiplantae, Streptophyta, Magnoliopsida, Fabales, Fabaceae. The transcript has 5 exons. The record is from RefSeq and is a predicted model, not a curated record.
AUGACCUCAACACCAACUCGAUCUUCAGAUACUACUUCAUCAGAAUAUGAUUCUGAUGAUACUAAUCAAUCAGUACAUUCUGAUGAUACUUCAUCAGAAGACAUUGAAGAAGUUGAUGAAGUUGUAGACAAUGUUGCACAAGGUGAUCCUAUUUGGGAGUGUCAAAUGUGUGGAGCCUUGAUGUGGUAUCAAGAAAGAAAGGAUAAUUCAAGGCAUUCAACUGUACCUAAGUUUCAGUUAUGUUGCGGAGGUGGGAAAGUAAAACUUCCUCUUUUAGAACAACCUCCACAACUUUUGCAAGAUUUGUUAUUUGGAAACCAAUCACCAGCUACCAAAAAUUUCCAAACAAAUAUAAGGACAUACAAUGCCAUGUUUUCUUUUACUUCACCUGGCAUGAAAAUGGAUACUAAAAUUAACAAUGGAAAAGGUCCACCAACUUUAAGAAUGCAAGGACAAACAUGUCACAGAGUUGGAAGUCUGUUGCCUUUGCCAGGGGAUAGUCCUAAAUAUGCUCAGCUAUACAUUUUCGACACUGAUAAUGAAAUAUCAAAUCGAAUGAAUAGCGUCAGGACUAAUAAAGAUAUAGAUGAAGAAAUUGUCAAGAAGCUCAAAUUAAUGCUUGAUCAGAACAAUGUCCAUGCAAAGGUUUUUCGAAUGGCAAUGGAUAUGCUAAAUGAUGUUAAUUUUCAAGAUGUGAAAGUAAAGUUAAUUGCAGACAGGAAAACUGAUGGCAGAAUAUACAACAAACCUACUGUUUCCGAAGUUGCUGCAUUAGUUUUGGGUGAUAUUGACUCUGCUUCACAUAGAGAUAUAAUUAUGCAAGGACAGUCUGGAAAUCUGCAAAGAAUAGAUGAAUUUCAUGCAAGUUACUUGAGUUUCCAAUAUCCUCUCAUUUUUCCAUAUGGUGAGGAUGGAUAUCGGCCAUCAAUACUGCUACGCUUUGUAGAUGAUACAGACAUUACAAAAAAGAAAAAGUUGACAAUUAUGCAUUGGCUAUCAUUUCGACUGCAACGAAGAAAAGGUGAGGCACUUACUUUGUUGUGCUCAAGGAAAUUAUUGCAGCAAUUUAGUUGUGAUGGUUAUACAAUGAUGGAAGCCGAGAGGCUUAAUUGGUUAAGGAGAAAUCAAUCGAAGUUGAGGGUAGGAAAAUACAGACAGAUAGCAGAAACUCCUACCACAAAUAACCAAAGUGGACCAACAUUGAAAGGAAAAAGGGUAGUGUUACCAUCAACAUUUGUUGGUAGUAAAAGAUACAUGGAUCAAUUGUAUUUUGAUGGUAUGGCUAUUUCAAAUGAUCGUCCAGAUAUUGUUGCUAGAGUAUUCAAGAUCAAGUUUGAUGAACUUAUGAAAGACUUGACCAAAAGACAUAUACUUGGUAAAGUAUUAGCAUACAUGUACACAAUUGAGUUUCAGAAAAGAGGGUUACCACAUGCUCAUAUCUUGGUGUUCUUACAUCCAACAAGCAAAUAUCCAACACCUGCAGAUAUAGACAAGAUUAUUUCAGCAGAAAUACCAGAUCCUAAGAUACACAAUGAACUAUACAAUUUGGUCAGGAGUCAUAUGAUUCAUGGUGUUAUACCCUGA